Molecule: messenger RNA, 2160 nt
Organism: Orycteropus afer afer
Lineage: Eukaryota; Metazoa; Chordata; Mammalia; Tubulidentata; Orycteropodidae
Source: RefSeq, a predicted model, not a curated record
AUGGGAAUAAAAGUUCAGCGUCCUCGAUGCUUUUUUGAUAUUGCCAUUAACAAUCAACCUGCUGGAAGAGUUGUCUUUGAAUUAUUUUCUGAUGUGUGCCCUAAAACAUGCGAGAACUUUCGUUGUCUUUGUACAGGAAAUGGACGAGGAGGGGAAUCUAUUUAUGGAGGAUUUUUUGAAGAUGAGAGUUUUGCUGUUAAACACAAUAAAGAAUUCCUGUUGUCAAUGGCCAACAGAGGGAAGGAUACAAAUGGUUCACAGUUCUUCAUAACAACAAAACCAACUCCUCAUUUAGAUGGGCAUCAUGUUGUUUUUGGGCAAGUGAUCUCUGGCCAGGAAGUUGUGAGAGAGAUAGAAAACCAGAAAACGGAUGCAGCUAGCAAACCAUUUGCUGAAGUACGGAUACUUAGUUGUGGAGAGCUAAUUCCCAAGUCUAAAGCUAAGAAAGAAGAAAAGAAAAGGCAUAAAUCAUCAUCAUCAUCUUCAUCUUCAUCAUCCAGUGACUCAGAUAGCUCAAGUGAUUCUCAGUCAUCUUCUGAUUCUUCUGAUUCUGAAAGUGCUUCUGAAGAGAAAUCAAAAAAAAGAAAAAAGAAACAUAGGAAAAAUUCCCGAAAACACAAAAAAGAAAAGAAGAAGCGAAAGAAAAGCAAGAAAAGUGCGUCUAGUGAAAGUGAGGCUGAAAAUCUUGAAGCACAACCCCAGUCUACGGUGCGUCCUGAAGAGAUCCCUCCUGUACCUGAAAAUAGGUUCCUAAUGAGGAAAAGUCCUCCUAAAGCUGAUGAAAAAGAGAGGAAAACCAGGGAGAGAGAAAGAGAAUGUAAUCCACCUAACUCCCAGCCUGCUUCAUAUCAAAGGCGACUUUUAGUUACUAGGUCUGGCAGGAAAAUUAAAGGAAGAGGACCAAGGCGUUAUCGAACUCCUUCCAGAUCCAGAUCAAGGGAUCGUUUUAGACGUAGUGAAACUCCUCCACAUUGGAGGCAAGAGAUGCAGAGAGCUCAAAGAAUGAGAGUAUCAAGUGGUGAAAGAUGGAUCAAAGGGGAUAAGAGUGAGUUAAAUGAAAUAAAAGAAAAUCAAAGAAGCCCAGUUAGAGUAAAAGAGAGAAAAAUAACUGAUCAAAGACACGUGUCUGAGAGUCCAAACAGAAAAAGCGAAAAAGAAAAGAAAGUUAAAGAUCAUAAAUCUAGUAGCAAAGACAGAGACAUCAGAAGAAAUUCAGAAAAAGAUGAUAAAUAUAAUAAAAACAAAGUGAAGAAAAGGGCCAAGUCUCAAAGCAGGAGUAAGAGCAAAGAGAAAUCAAAGAGUAAAGAAAGAGAUUCAAAGCAUAAUAGACAUGAAGAGAAAAGGGUGAGGUCAGGGAGUAAAGACAGGGGUCGUGAGAACGUUAGAGAAAAAGAAAAGCCAUCUGAUUCUAAAGGAGAAGAUCAGGAAAGGAGCAGAAGUAAAGAGAAAUCUAAACAGAUAGAAUCAAAAGGCAGUGAGCAUGCCCAUAAUAAAAGUAAGGAAAAGGAUAGGCGCGCACAGUCUAGGAGCAGAGAGCGUGAUGUAACUAAAGGCAAACACAGUUACAAUAGCAGAACAAGGGAACGAAGCAGAAGUCGGGAAAGGAGCAGAAGAGUGAGGUCUAGAAGUCAAGACAGAGAUCGCAGCCGAAGCAAGGAGUACCACAGGUACAGAGAACGGGAGUACAGGAGAAGAGGACGGUCUCGAAGCAGAGAGCGAAGGGCAACGCCAGGAAGAUCAAGCAGUAAAGACAGGAGGAGGAGGAGGAGAGAGUCACGGAGCUCCGAGAGAGAAGAAAGUCAAAGCAGAAACAAAGAAAAAUACAGAAACCAAGAAAGUAAGAGUUCACACAGAAAAGAAAAUUCCGAGAAUGAGAAAAGAAUGUACUCUAAAAAUCGUGAUCAUAAUAGCUCAACUAAUAACAGAGAAAAAAAGGCUGAUAGAGAUCAGAGUCCAUUCUCAAAAAUAAAACAAAGCAGUAAGGACAAUGAAUUAAAGGCCUCCACCUUGAGAAACAAGGAAGAUGAGAAGACCAGAUCCUCAUUGGAAAAAGAAAUCAACCAAAAAUCAAAGAGUCAAGAAAAUGACCAUAUACAUGACAAAAAUAAAAAAUUUGAUCACGAAUCAAGCCCUGGAACAGAUGAAGACAAAAGUGGAUGA